This is a messenger RNA of Cucumis sativus (cucumber), 339 nucleotides long. RefSeq names its product glutaredoxin-C1-like (gene GRX4). The transcript has a single exon. The coding region runs from base 1 to 339 and encodes 112 amino acids. The record is from RefSeq and is marked provisional. Gene Ontology annotation, cellular component: cytoplasm; nucleus. NCBI's taxonomy places the organism in Eukaryota, Viridiplantae, Streptophyta, Magnoliopsida, Cucurbitales, Cucurbitaceae. Gene Ontology annotation, biological process: anther development; negative regulation of DNA-templated transcription.
AUGUCCACCUCCUCCCUCGAGGAUCCCGUCGACCGUAUAGAGCGGUUGGCAGCUGAGAACGCUGUCGUCAUAUUCAGCGUUAGUACAUGUUGUAUGUGUCACGCUAUAAAACGGUUGUUUUGUGGAAUGGGAGUGAAUCCAACAGUCUACGAACUCGACGAAGAUCCAAGAGGAGGGGACAUGGAGAAGGCACUCAUGAGACUUUUGGGAAGCUCCUCUCCUGUUCCUGUCGUGUUUAUCGGUGGGAAACUCGUGGGUGCCAUGGAUAGAGUCAUGGCCUCUCAUAUUAGUGGAACUCUUGUUCCUCUUCUUAAAGAUGCUGGAGCUCUCUGGCUUUGA